Messenger RNA from Drosophila miranda, 1647 nucleotides. Its product is annotated as protein toll-like. Gene Ontology annotation, molecular function: transmembrane signaling receptor activity. Gene Ontology annotation, cellular component: membrane. The transcript has a single exon. Lineage: Eukaryota; Metazoa; Arthropoda; Insecta; Diptera; Drosophilidae. Gene Ontology annotation, biological process: innate immune response; toll-like receptor signaling pathway. The record is from RefSeq and is a predicted model, not a curated record. The coding region runs from base 1 to 1647 and encodes 548 amino acids.
AUGGAGUUUCACAUAGAUUGCACCCAACGAAAUCUCACAGAAAUCCCGCCCUUACCAACUCCGAUAGAUGGGAAGCCAGUGCUUCGUUUUAGUAAUAAUCAUCUUAAAGCUCUGCCCAGCAAUGCCAAGGAAAUACCCGGCUAUAAUCAACUGCAAGCUCUCGAUGUGGCAGCCAAUGAGAUCACGAGCCUCGGCAUUCAACAGCUGCCACAGAGGCUGCAACACCUCAGCAUUCGUUUCAACAACAUCACAGACCUCGGCAAGAAGGUGGUCGAAUAUCUGUCCAAACACGUUUCCAUCCAUCGCUUUGGCAAUAAGUGGUUUGCCGAUUGCGACGACAAGGUCCUCUUGGAGUACACCUACUCGAUUAUAAACUUUAGGGGGAAGAAAGAUCCUGAAAUCAAUCAUUUUCUUAGAGAACGUUCGGAGAGAAAUCGAUUUUCGGAAAAUCCCUGGAGCUGUUUUUGGGAGACACGAUUUCUGAUAUCCUUUAUGGGCAAACGCGAGUCCAUGAAAUAUAUAGCGCCACUGGACUAUCAAGACUUUCGCGGCCCUUGUCCCGAUGUUUGCAGCUGCCUCCUUACCUACUAUCCCACGGAAUUCAUCGUUGACUGCAGUGGCGAAGGCCUCUCGGAGAUACCACCAUUACCCACGCCCAAAGAUCGUCCAACGACCCUUUUAUUUCAAAACAAUAAGCUCCGCGUAUUGCCCAAUGAUUCGAUGCCAGGAUACGCAAGUGUGGGUCGACUCUUUCUGGACAACAAUCGACUAACGGAACUCGAUAAUCUUCCACGAAAUCUCUCGUAUCUGGACAUACGAAACAACAGAAUUGCUAUAAUUAACAGGAAGACUCUAGAUAUCUUUGAAAAGAGAACGAAAUCGUCAGAUCUGAAGCUAUUCCUGUCUGGAAAUCCCUGGGCUUGCACUUGCGAGGAGAAAGAUUUCUUGGGAUUCGUGAAGGGAGGUGGUCCCAGAAUCGGAGAUGUUACAAAUAUCACCUGCGGAGACACAGGGAACCUCCUGAUCGAAGCGGAUGAGAGUUCAGUAUGCCCCUCUGGCUUCGUGCACUAUGUGACCCUCACUGUUUCGUUUAUGUUAAUGAUCUUGACCAUAAACCUGAUGAUUUACUUCAAACAGCCCCUCCUGAUCUGGUUCUUCGAGCACGGCGUAUGCCUGAGCCUCGCUGCACGACGGGAACUCGACGAACGGAAGAAGUUCGAUGCAUUUCUAUCCUUCACCCACAAAGACGAGGAUCUGGUUGAGGAGUUUGUGGAGAGACUGGAAAAUGGCUCCCAGAAGUUCCAACUCUGCUUCUAUCUGCGCGACUGGCUUUUGGGCGUGUCUAUUCCAGAGUGCAUCAGCCAAUCUGUGAAGGACUCAAGGCGCAUCAUAAUUCUGAUGACGAACCACUUCCUAAAGUCCACUUGGGGGCGACUGGAGUUCCGCCUCGCUCUGCAUGCCACCUCCCAGGAUCGAUGUAAGCGCCUUAUUGUGGUCCUCUAUCCGGAAGUGGAAAACUUUGAUGAUUUGGACAGCGAACUGCGGACCUACAUGGUGCUGAACACAUACCUCAAGCGAGAUGACCCCAAUUUCUGGAAUAAGUUGAUCUAUUCGAUGCCCCAUAGUAUACAGGGAGAGCAGCCCUAA